AUGCUCAUUGCUGUGCUGCAUGGAAAUCAAGCCGACUUUGACGGACUGCUGACAUUUUUCCUCAACUUUCGCAACGAACGCGGCCUCAUGAUGUGGCAGGUUCGCCAAAAUCAUGGAGGACAGCUCUAUGUGGCUGAUGACGCGACUGACUGCGCCACAGAUGGCGACAUUGACAUAGCCACCGCCUUGUUCCAGGCCCAGCGCAUCUGGCCGCACGGCUCGCAUCAGUUCCCGGCCGGCGCCUAUGGGAAUGAAGCGGCACGACUGUGCGAUGCUCUUAUGGCUCACUGUAUUCACCCGCAGCUGCUUGUCCCCCUGUUGGGCGACUGGUGCGAUACGGACAGCAAGGAGAACCGCCGACUCCACGACUCGACACGCAGCUCGGACUUUAUUCUCUCGUCCUUCUUGCUGUUUCACAUGAAGCACCCUGAUCCCCAUGCGCGAGCGCAAUGGCAGCAUAUUUUGGAGGCUACGCUGCAAGUAGCACUGUCCCAGCUUCAUGUGAACAAGACAGGCUUGCUGGCCGAUUUUCUCGUGUAUGACAGUCGUCAUGGCUGGCAUCCUGCCAAAGGAAAACACCUGGAGUCGAAAUACGAUGGCGAGAUGAGCUGGAAUGCAUGCCGAACGCCAUGGCGUCUGGCACACUAUUAUGCCGUUUCAGGCGACCAGCGCAUUCUUCCUCUCUUGCAGACCAUGAAAAAGACUCUUAUGGGCUGCCAGUUUCCAGCUAUACCGGCGGGCGUGCGUGUCAAGGACGGUAAGCCCCUGGUGGACUACUCGUCCCGUGCGUUUAUUGCUCCAGUCGGUUAUUUGGCCUAUGCUCUCGGUGACAGUGCCUCUCAUAUGACGGCCAUACGCGCCCUCGAUGAUGAAGAGGCAGACUACUUCGGCGACUCUAUCGACCUUGUGAUUGCCGAAGAAGCCAUGGCCGCCCCUGUCUGGCUCCAGUAG
This is a messenger RNA of Malassezia sympodialis ATCC 42132, 951 nucleotides long. RefSeq lists its product as uncharacterized. Bases 1 to 951 code for a protein of 316 amino acids. The transcript is spliced from 4 exons. Lineage: Eukaryota; Fungi; Basidiomycota; Malasseziomycetes; Malasseziales; Malasseziaceae. Gene Ontology annotation, biological process: carbohydrate metabolic process. Gene Ontology annotation, molecular function: hydrolase activity, hydrolyzing O-glycosyl compounds. The record is from RefSeq and is a predicted model, not a curated record.